Echinostoma caproni is the source of this 453-nucleotide messenger RNA. Lineage: Eukaryota; Metazoa; Platyhelminthes; Trematoda; Plagiorchiida; Echinostomatidae. The record is from the annotation of a GenBank genome assembly.
AUGAUUCUUGACUGUCCAAAAACUGGUGCACUAGCAAAUGCCUUGUGGCUGAUCUAUGCCACACCCAACCACAACCUCGAAUUCGCGAAGCAAGCCUGUCGUCUCCUCAAAAAGUCGAUCCAGUUCACCUCGCAUACAAGUGGGUCACCCGGAAAAGCGUUGAUCGACCCAUUCGUAAUUAUGUCGUGGCAUUGGCUGGCUUUGGAUCGUGUACUGUCUGUUGUAAUGGGGACACUGGCAUCGUCCGACGAUGUGACCGGGGUUAAGCAUCCAGAUGCAACGAAUCGAACUGACAUUAUGACCUGUCUCACAUCUGCAUUGCGCAUGCUGCGUCAAUUGUCCAACCCUUUUAUGUCCGCGUGUGCCAUUGAACAACCUCAGUGGAUUCGGAAACGGGUAGGUUUGAAUAGACUUCCGGUGCUUGCUUAUAUAUCACUGAAAAUGAAAAUGUAA